This is a messenger RNA of Argiope bruennichi, 1393 nucleotides long. RefSeq names its product histone-lysine N-methyltransferase SMYD3-like. Gene Ontology annotation, cellular component: nucleus. The transcript has 12 exons. NCBI's taxonomy places the organism in Eukaryota, Metazoa, Arthropoda, Arachnida, Araneae, Araneidae. The coding region runs from base 65 to 1336 and encodes 423 amino acids. Gene Ontology annotation, molecular function: protein binding. The record is from RefSeq and is a predicted model, not a curated record.
UAUAACGAGAAUUUAGUUUGUAAUUUUGAUGUACGUACCGAACUAGUUAAUAUUUUAGUACAAAAUGGAAUAUAUAAUCUCCUCCCGUAGAUAUGACCCUGGAGAAUUGAUACUUAAAUCAAAACCUUAUAUGAGAAUUAUUCGACGAGAUCUAUGGGACAUCAUAUGCGCUUGCUGCUUGAAACGCUCCAGUGAAUUAAAGCGCUGUUCAAGCUGUAAAAUUAUGAAAUAUUGUGGAGUGACAUGUCAGAAAGAAGCUUGGAAAGACCACAAAUUUGAAUGCCCUUUCUUACCAGGAUAUGUUGAUGGACGGCAACAUUUCAUUGUACAGCUAGUUGGAAACCUCAUACUGAAAACCAAGGGAAAGAACUGGAAAAGUAUUACCGAGGAUGUGAAUGGACAAAGAUUUAGUUUUGACGGCUUGAAGUAUCAUAACUUUCCAAAAAUGAGAUUACCAUGGUUCAGAAUCGCCUUUAAAGAAAUAGAAACUGCUCUGAAGUCUUAUGUAGGGGAAGAAAAUAUGCCAGAUGAAGAAACGCUGCUGCAGUUAAUUGGAAAAGUGGAAUGCAAUUCUUACAAAUUUGGCGGCGACGAUUAUGACGGUUGGGCAUUAUUCAUUGGAGCCUCAAAAUUCGACCAUUCUUGUGUUCCUAACGCUAAUAUUCACUUCAGUGGGACAGACAUUCAAGUUAGAGCUUUUAAAAAGAUAGAGAAGUAUGAAAAGGUAACAUUUUCCUACUCCCCGAUGUUUGCUCUUUCUGAUGUGGCAACUCUGCAUUUAAGCAUGAAACAUUCAUUCGGAGAAGGUGGUUGCUACUGCGAGGAUUGCUCACAGCCAUAUGGACAAUCACUUUUAACUAAAAUCCUGGAUCCUGUCCGUGCCCUACCUAUCCUUGAAGAAACGGAAUCAAAUCUACUGCUAGCGGCUUUAAUGUCUAAAUGUAAAUAUCCUAUGCAGUUGAUUUCUCAAGAAAGAUUAAAUCAGCUUUUGAAGAAGCAGGAGGGUGUUCUGGGCGAUACGAACGUACUUCGAAUAAGAUUGUUGGCCUUGAAAUGCCUUCUGCUGGACGGAAAUUAUUGCGAAAUGAGAGAAGAAUUGAUGACACUCGCAAGUUGGGUGAAACUUGCUUGGGGAGAAUACUUUGAAGAACUUGCUGAGAUCUACAAAAAACUGAUUGAAAUAAACACAUAUCUGGGCGAUACAACAUCUUGCCUUUACUAUUCAGAUGAGUUAAUUCGUUUGAAGGCGAUUUGCAUUGGAAAAGAAAAUGUUAUGAAAGAAACAUGCCGCCAUAUCUUGAAUAUUCUGAAGUCAUCGCCUUUGAGUCUUCUAUAACUCUUCUUUGUUUUGUUAUUAUAACUCAGUUUUUUUUUUUUUUUUCAAUUUUGUAUC